AAUCACUCAUACUCACACCAGCAUUUAUUGUCUUCCCUCUUCUUUCUGAUUCUUCUUCUUCUUCCUUCAUCAUCAUCUUCUCCUCUUCUCCUCUUCUUUAUAUCUUCUGAUAUAAUACCUACUUGGUUACUAGUUACUCACUCGAUUCCGCCUAUUCACACACUCUCACUCACCUAAUCAAUCUAUCAAUCAAUCACUCUCCCUCACUCAUAAUGCUUCAAUACAUUCUCCUCACCGCCAUCAGCAUCGGCUUCUCCACUGCUCUUCCGGCCCCCCAGGAUUGCCCUCAAAUCUGCUGGGACGGCGUCAAUGAGUGCGGCAUGUCAUACGGCGGUUGCUACCCCGACCCCGCCUGUUCCGGAAUCGCCGCGCCGAUCUUCGAGGUCCCGGCAUGCCCCAUGGUCAAGCGCGCCAGCCCUCCACCCUCGUACACGACUCCACCGCCCAAGUGCGACCAGCAGAUCUGCUACGACCUCGUCGAUGAUUGCGGACAAUGGUACGGCGGAUGCGUUCUCACCCCGGAGUGCGGAGGACCCGUCAAUCCCACCUUCCCCAAGCCCAGCGGCUGCAAGCCCAGGCCUCCGGUAGUCCCCGAGACCGUCUACUCCUCGUCCAGCGUGAACUCGGUCUACAAGCCCACGCCCCCGUCGGUCACCCCGUCCUCGUACAAGCCUGCAUCGGUCACCCCGUCCUCGUACAAACCGGUCUCGGUCCCGCCGUCGGUGACCCCGCCCUCGUACAAGCCGGUCUCGGUCCCGCCGUCGGUGACCCCGCCCUCGUACAAGCCGGUCUCGGUCCCGUCCUCGUCGUGCUCGACCACACCCACCCCGUACAAGCCGGUGUGCACCCCGUGCACCACGCCGAAGCCCGUCACCACCACGGCGACCACCACGGCGACAUCCACGACGACCUCCAUUAAGACCACCACCGCCACCACCACGAAGACGUGCACUGCUACCACCACGACUACCGCUACCACCACUGCCACUUCCACGACUACCUGCUUCGCCACUACCACCGCCGUUUCCACCGUCUACUGCACCACCACCAUUACCGCGCCGUGCAAGCCCACGCCCACCUACAGCGUCAAGACCACGCCCGUUUACUAAGUAGGAAGUAAGUAGGUCAUCAUCGUUAUCAGUCGAUGACGGUCUUUUAGAACGUUCGGAACAACACGCAAGGAACAGUCGGGGGUCAGGUCGGGGUUUCAUUUCUGGCGGGGCGGGGGUUAAUUUUCGGACGGACGGGACGGACACGGACGGAAGGGGAGGGGGGUUUUCUGCAUUGGAUUUUUUUGCCUUUUAUUUGCAUCGCGAUC
Molecule: messenger RNA, 1318 nt
Organism: Tricharina praecox
Lineage: Eukaryota; Fungi; Ascomycota; Pezizomycetes; Pezizales; Pyronemataceae
Exons: 1
Coding region: 213-1109 (298 amino acids)
Source: RefSeq, a predicted model, not a curated record